AUGUUAAGAGACUUAAACCAACCACAAGGUGGUGAAGCAAAUGAAAUGUCAUAUGACGACAAAUAUAGACACUUCUCCAUGGCAAAGAUGAGACAAGUUUUAAAUAUUUACAAUAGCCGUAAACAAAAAGGUUUGGGAAACCACUCCCCCGAAGAAAUGAAAAACAACCCUGACUUAGAGAAAGACUAUAUAUUUAAUAAUUUAGUCAAAAGAGACAAACAAGAAAGAAUGCCGGGCUUCAAACUUCAGAAAGGUGACAAAGUAAAAAUAGAAAUACCUAAACGCGACCCAUAUGAAAAUACUAUUGACUAUGACAACAAUGUGAACCCGACAGGUACUCACAUUCGUGUUCGUAAAAAUAGAAGAAAGUAUACAAGAGAAUAUUAUGAAGUUUUAGGCAAACAUGGCAAAAUGUACACACUGCAAGCAGAAGAUAAAACUACUAUUGUCAGACCUCGUUUCAAACUUGUCAAAGUUCAAGGUGGUAUACUUUCAAAGACAGUUCCUAACAAAUAUAAGACAACUCCUGACGAAUAUGCUAAAGAAGUUGAAAAUGACGACUAA
This is a messenger RNA of Trichomonas vaginalis G3, 564 nucleotides long. RefSeq lists its product as uncharacterized. Lineage: Eukaryota; Parabasalia; Trichomonadida; Trichomonadidae. The transcript has a single exon. Bases 1 to 564 code for a protein of 187 amino acids. The record is from RefSeq and is a predicted model, not a curated record.